UUUUUUUAAAUAGGUGGAGCUGCAGGCUGCUAUUUAAAGUCCUCAUACAGUCCUUCAACACAGCCUAAUUCUACGUGGGACCAAGGACACAGGUACAAGAGAUCUUUUCCCAGUUUUGCACCAUGGCAGUAGAGAGAAAAGUGUAUGUUCUCUACACUGGAGGAACAUUUGGAAUGAAAAAAGAUGAUACUGGGAGACUCGCUCCACAGGGUCUGGAUGGGAUCAAAGACUUUCUCAUCGCCCACACCAUCCUUUACGAGAGGAACCCAGGAGAAUCAGAGGAGGAAGUCAGGAAACGCAUCAUCACCCCGGAUGGUCUCAUCACACUAUAUCACCAGUUGGCUGAUGAUGACCCCAGAACCAAAGACAAACAGUACAAGAUCCUUUACAAACUUGAUACCCUACCAAAGCCAAUUGACUCCUCAAGUUUGGUCCCUGAUGAUUGGGGAACCAUGGCUGAAAGAAUUCAGCUUAAUAUGGAAAAGUUUGAUGGGUUUGUUAUUAUCCACGGCACGGACACGAUGGCCUUCACCGCUUCUGCUCUGUCCUUUAUUCUGAGGGAUCUCCACAAGCCUGUGAUCGUGACGGGAGCUCAGAUGCCCAUCUUCCAUCCUCGGACUGACGGUCUGGAUAACUUUGUUGGUUCUAUGCUCAUGGCUGGGUACUUUUCUGACAGAAAAGUGCUGCAUAAGGUGAUGCUUUAUUGCUUGAACAAACUGUACCAGGGCAACCGAGUGGUGAAGGUUGACUGUGACUCCUUCGGUGUGUUCGACAGCCCUGACGUUUAUCCUCUUGCUAGCCUGGAAAGCACAAUCAAGCUGAUUACUUCAGUAAUUGAGCAUAAGAAGGUGGAGCCUGUCGUCUCCUGCUCUGUGAAGCGCACGUUCACAUUGAAAAAAAAACCAGAAGUGAGGAUCCUGCGAUUUUUCCCUGGGGUGACAGAAAGCUAUGUGCAAGGAGUUCUGGAUGGAGCUGAUGGUGUUGUCCUGGAGACCUUUGGUUCUGGGAAUGUUCCAGAAGUUGAUUGGCUGAAGAAUCUCCUGACUGAAGCAGAUAAAAGAGGUGUUCUGAUGCUGAACUGCUCUCAGGUGUAUCGUGGCACUGUCUUACCCAUCUAUGCUGCAUCAAAGAUUCUGACAGAUGCACAUGUUAUUCCUGGAUAUGACAUCACUCCUGAAGCAGCAAUGACCAAACUGAUCUGGGUGCUGAAAUCAGAUCUUGACCAUCUGAGAAGACAGCAGAUACUGGAGCACAGCGUCUGUGGAGAGUCACGUGCCCCCGCGAUGUGGCUGAAAACAGAACCUGGCCUGUGAGGACGGACACCGAACCAAAAUCAACGUCAAGAUGAUUAAUUAUUAAAACAUGAAAUGAUUUGAUCUGUUUGUGGGAAAGGUCAUGAAAACUAUGUCCUAUAACAUAAUCAAAAAACUAAUUGGUCCCACUUUAUAUUGUGUCUCUAUUAACUUUGUAGUUACACAUGAGUAACACAUGUAAGAUCAUUGUUACUACUGAUGAUAUUGUCACUGUUACAGAUGGAUUACAGCAGAACAGCUCACAUAAUUACAUGUGUCAUCUUCAGUUUUGCCUCAUAUAAGUAGACGUGUAUCUUGAUAGGUGUAACAGCAUAUUCUCUAUCAUGUAAUCAACGAAGGCAAUAACAUAAAUGUAAUUACAUUUGUAAUUACACUGUAACAGCAGUUUUUAAGACAUCUUUUCCAUCAGUGAAAGGAAGUGUGUAAUAACUCACAGUAAGACAUUAAUUACACUGGAUCUGCACUGAAAAUGUCAGUUUUCCUAACAUUUAGCUAACAUUUACUUUGCUAGUGCGGUGACAUUGUAACCAGUUUCAGCUUUAAACCAUUCUGUAAUGUGAUGGUUCUUACACAGCAACAGCCACAGCAAUGUCCACUUAUCUUAAAAUGUAACUUGUA
Messenger RNA from Colossoma macropomum (tambaqui), 1931 nucleotides. Its product is annotated as 60 kDa lysophospholipase-like. Bases 123 to 1313 code for a protein of 396 amino acids. The transcript is spliced from 12 exons. The record is from RefSeq and is a predicted model, not a curated record. NCBI's taxonomy places the organism in Eukaryota, Metazoa, Chordata, Actinopteri, Characiformes, Serrasalmidae. Gene Ontology annotation, molecular function: asparaginase activity.